This is a messenger RNA of Cyprinodon tularosa, 2857 nucleotides long. RefSeq names its product BRCA1 associated RING domain 1 (gene bard1). The record is from RefSeq and is a predicted model, not a curated record. The coding region runs from base 49 to 2496 and encodes 815 amino acids. Lineage: Eukaryota; Metazoa; Chordata; Actinopteri; Cyprinodontiformes; Cyprinodontidae. Gene Ontology annotation, molecular function: protein binding. The transcript is spliced from 11 exons.
GGGAGAUGCAACGAACCAGGAAGUUCUUGUUUUGCAGGCUGGUUGUUUAUGCACCAUUUAAGCAAACUAGAUAAAGAAAGCAAAUCUUCCAGGGAAAUAUCUCUUGUGAAGAUGGAUAACAACGCACCGCUAGAGGAAGACAGCUGGAAGAGGACUAAAGAGGCGGUGGCAAGCUUCCGUCAACUGCUGCUUUGCUCCAAAUGCUCAAAUUUGAUGGAGGAGCCGGUCUGUCUGGGGAUAUGUGAGCAUAUGCUGUGCAGGUCUUGUGCUGGCCCCCGGGCAGGAGAUGGCUGCGCUGUGUGUCGCAGCCCUGCGUGGGUGAAGGACAUCCAAAUCAACAGGCAGCUUAGCAGCAUCAUACAGCUGUUUAGUGGCUUGGACUCCCUGCUUAAUCCCACUGAACUUCCAGCAGAAUCAUCUUGUGUUGAGGUCAAAUCACAGGCUGAGGCUGUUGUCCUAAAGCAGAAAAAGAACUUUAAGAUCUGGUUCAGUCCCCGCAGUCGAAAGGUGCGCUGUAAGGUAGAGAAGCCUUUAGAGGUCCCGAUCCCAGACAAUAGCUCCUCCGGAGAGCAGCCUGCAGCUCAGUGCCAGGACCUUUCUGUGUUUAAUUUUGCUUCAUCCUCCCAAGACUCUUCAUCUUCACAAUGUGAAAAUAAUGUAAACAGAAAAGGAAGGAAGAGAUCCAAGAAAGUUGCUACUAAAAAGCAGGUUCAAGGUCGCACAAGUACCACACGUAAACAGAACAAAGAGAGCAUGAAAAGGAAGAGGCUGGAGACCAUUAACCGGCAAUGGGGAAUUACAGAGGAUCAAAAUCCUUCAUCUGGACUGGAGCCAUUUUGUGCUGAUGGGGCAAGAAGGUCCAGUAAAAGGGUUUCUUUCUUAAGCCCUACUGUUGCCAAUGACAAGCCUCAUCCCGAAGUAUCGCAGAUUGAUGAACUCAGUUUGACCAACCAUACGAUGAAAGAGGGUUUCUCAGGAGGAGGGGUGAAUGUGCUCAGUAACCAAAGCCAGCAUGAGCUGAGCAUAUCCAGUGAGAUGGUGUCCACAAAUGACCCCAAUCCGAAUAACAAUUCUUCUAAAAACAAAAGCAUCUCUCCCCAAGAGAACACCUCCAAAAGAAACAAAACCGAGGAGGUAAACCGGACCUUGGAUACCACACCAAAACGACCGAGGGCUUCUCCAGGGCAAAGGAGGAAAACACCAGAUAGACCAUCUUUGCCUUUCACAGAGUGUUUAACUUUAACAAGCCCCAUGAGGGAAAGGAGCAAGAAACACCUGAGAGCAGAUGAGCAACGUAGUCCCUCUGUGGUAGCACUUAGAUCUGCAGAAAGCCACAACAAAUCCUUAUGCAGUCCUCGAUCAUCUGGCAGCCGUUCAAGUCCUGGAAGUCCUGCAGUAAUGAAGAGGAACCACAAGGGAGAGACCCCUCUGCAUCUUGCAGCCAUAAAGGGAGAUGUAGAUUCUGUCGAAGAACUGUUGGACCAGGGAGCAGACCCCAACCUGAAAGAUAAUGCUGGCUGGACUCCUUUGCAUGAGGCGUGUAAUCUGGGCCACCUGGCAGCUGUGGAGGUUUUGGUCUCUAGAGGAGCCCUGUUGAACACCCCUGGCUAUGAAAAUGAUUCUCCACUCCAUGAUGCUGUGAGGAACGGACAUGCAGCCAUUGUUCAGCUGCUGCUGCAGCUUGGUGCCUCGCAGAAUGUUCUUAAUCUGCAUGGAAAGCGGCCUGCAGAUUAUGCGGUGAGCCAGGAGAUGCUGCAGAUUUUCCAGGAAGCUGCAGAAGAAACCCAAGAUGCUAAGUCACAUACAGCUCAAAGCCCAUCAGCCACUGUCUCUGCGUCGAAUGAGAGUAUAAGAAGGGAUCAGACCUUACUGCUAUUGGCCAGCAAGUUGUCGCAACCAGAGCAACAUCAGCUGGCCAGCCUGGGAGUCCUACUGGGAGGAAGGAUCGCUGAUACCUUCUCUAGCUCAGUGAGCCAUGUCGUUGUGCCAGAAGGACAAAUGCCCACCACCUACUCAACCCUCCUGGGUCUUCUUGCCGGCUGCUGGGUUGUCAAAUACAGCUGGGUGGAAGCAUGUCUGCAGGCGGGGAAGUGGCUGCCUGAAGCAGAGCACGAAGCAGGAGAAGGCUCUCGUCGCAGUCGCAUCAAUAGAUGUAGUUUGCUCCCUCCACUCUUCGACGGCUGUUUCUUCUUCCUCCACGGCUCCUUCAAGGGGCUGACCAAAGAUGAGCUGGCCAAGCUGUUGCGCGAAGGAGGCGGACAACUUCUGAGCCGACAGCCGAAGCCAGACAGUGACGUGACACAGACACUGAAUGCAGCAGCCUACCAUGCCGAGCCAGGCUCUGACCAGGCCCUUUGCACCCAGUACAUCAUCUACGACCCACAGGGAAACUACAAGCCAGCAGUUGUCAGGCGAGGGAAGGUGUGGUCGGCUCCUUCUACCUGGAUCAUCGACUGCAUCUCAUCCUUCAGCCUUCUCCCUGUACCUCAGCCUUAAAUAAAGAUCAUGGCCCUGCAUACAUUUUCCUUAAUUUUAGCUUGUAGUAUUUUGUUGAAUCGUGGCACAAAUGUACUUUUUUUUAUGUUGUCUAAAAUAACAGCGUUUCAUUUUAUGAUCUGAUCUGGGCAGAAAAUAUCACACGGACACUAAUCAAAGUUGUUUUUCUGUACAGCAUAUAGGAUCUAGCAAAGGCUGCUUUCAGUGCAUCAAAGGAAUCCCAUAACUAAUUAUAAAGAAAAAAAAAUCUAAUCAAGCAAACACCUAAUAUACAUGGUUGUGUUUUCAGAAUAUUAAAGACAUUAUGUAGGGGAGUUGUGUGAUUGUAUGUUACAUUAUCUGAAUAAAUAACAUGGUUAUA